Monoraphidium neglectum is the source of this 270-nucleotide messenger RNA. RefSeq lists its product as hypothetical. NCBI's taxonomy places the organism in Eukaryota, Viridiplantae, Chlorophyta, Chlorophyceae, Sphaeropleales, Selenastraceae. The transcript has 3 exons. The record is from RefSeq and is a predicted model, not a curated record. Bases 1 to 270 code for a protein of 89 amino acids.
AUGCAUGGCGGGUGCACGGCUGGGGAGAUCCCCCUGAUGAACGCCGUGGCGCGUGAGGCCGCCCGCGGCGCGCUGCUGCGCGUCGCCCCCGAGCGCGCCGGCUCGUUUGUGUGGGUGCCGCGCCUGCUGAGCUUCCCCCACCCCUUCCUGGACUCCAAGAGCCUGCUGGCCGGGGUGCUGGCCGCCUUCAUAUUCGCGGCCCUCAUGUUUGGGUUUGUCACCCAGGUUGAUGAGUCGCACAGCGCGUGCCGAACAUCUGCUGUCAACUAG